This is a messenger RNA of Girardinichthys multiradiatus, 796 nucleotides long. It is a transcript of the gene mtrfr, whose product is annotated as mitochondrial translation release factor in rescue. Gene Ontology annotation, cellular component: mitochondrion. Bases 211 to 720 code for a protein of 169 amino acids. Gene Ontology annotation, molecular function: translation release factor activity. Gene Ontology annotation, biological process: translational termination. The record is from RefSeq and is a predicted model, not a curated record. Lineage: Eukaryota; Metazoa; Chordata; Actinopteri; Cyprinodontiformes; Goodeidae. The transcript has 2 exons.
UUUCUACAUGUUAACACACGGUGGCGGUGUGGAGUCAGCAAAGCUUUUAUCGUGGCCGCGAAGAAAAAAACAAGCCCGCUGAUUGGACGGCUGUUAAAGUAAACAAAGCGGAAGCUAAGCUUCACUGCAAGGUUGUGAUCCUGCUCCCUCUUCGGCCCUGAACCUGGAAGGUUUUAGUUUUAUUCCUGAUGGGGUUUGAAUCGUAAUGUGAUGUCAUCGCUCCUCCCGUUCACCAGCCGCAUGCUGGGAGUAUCCAGGUGGUUCAUGUGGAGAACUGCUCCAGGUCUCCCUCCGCUGUUCAGACUGACUCCGCCUGCACCCUCAUGGGUCGUGGCUGUUGGUAAGAAGGACCUGCUGGAUCUUCCAGUCCUUUUGGAGGAUGAACUUGAAGAGCAGUUUGUGAGAGGAUCUGGGCCCGGUGGACAAGCUACUAACAAAACCAGCAACUGUGUGGUGCUCAAACACGUCCCCACCGGGAUUGUGGUGAAGUGUCAUCAGACCAGAUCUGUGGAUAUAAACCGAAAGCGUGCCCGGGACAUUAUGAGAGAGAAACUUGAUGUGGCGUAUAAGGGAGAACUCAGUGAACUGAUGGUGAAGAAGAAAGAAUCUGUGUUGAGGAAACAAGAAAAACGGAAGAGGGCGAAUGAGAACUUGGAGAGGAAAAGACUGUUUAAAGAAGCCUUGGUUGCAGACACUAAACCUGGAGAUGACACCGUUUAAUAAAAUGUUUGUGUGGAUAAUUUAAUGUAAUCUAAAGCUAAUGAAAUAAACAGAAUUUUUAUUCUUUCUAAAACUC